AUGUUUCUCACAAGGACUGAGUAUGACAGAGGAGUAAACACCUUCUCCCCUGAAGGCAGGUUGUUUCAGGUUGAGUAUGCCAUUGAGGCCAUCAAGUUGGGUUCGACUGCUAUUGGGUUAAAGACAAAAGAGGGUGUUGUGCUUGCUGUGGAAAAACGUAUCACUUCGCCUUUACUGGAACCCAGCAGUGUGGAGAAAAUAAUGGAAAUUGAUGACCAUAUAGGAUGUGCUAUGAGUGGACUGAUUGCUGAUGCUCGUACACUUGUUGAGCAUGCACGCGUUGAAACUCAGAAUCAUAGGUUCUCCUAUGGUGAGCCAAUGACUGUGGAAUCUACAACACAAGCUCUUUGUGAUCUGGCCCUUCGGUUUGGUGAAGGUGAUGAAGAGUCCAUGUCUCGACCAUUUGGAGUAUCUCUUCUAAUUGCAGGUCAUGAUGAGCAUGGGCCCAGCUUGUACUAUACUGAUCCAUCUGGCACAUUUUGGCAAUGCAAUGCAAAAGCUAUUGGCUCAGGUUCAGAAGGUGCAGACAGCUCUCUGCAAGAGCAAUACAACAAGGAGUUGACUCUUCAAGAAGCUGAGACAAUUGCUCUGUCUAUUCUUAAGCAAGUUAUGGAAGAAAAGGUGACUCCCAAUAAUGUUGAUAUCGCAAAGGUUGCUCCAACAUACCAUCUGUAUACCCCUUCUGAGGUGGAGGCUGUCAUUAGUCGCCUAUAA
Messenger RNA from Prunus armeniaca (apricot), 714 nucleotides. NCBI's taxonomy places the organism in Eukaryota, Viridiplantae, Streptophyta, Magnoliopsida, Rosales, Rosaceae. The record is from the annotation of a GenBank genome assembly.